Molecule: messenger RNA, 654 nt
Organism: Rotaria sp. Silwood2
Lineage: Eukaryota; Metazoa; Rotifera; Eurotatoria; Philodinida; Philodinidae
Source: the annotation of a GenBank genome assembly
AUGCGUGAACAAAUGGUUUUGGAUGAAAAAAUUAUUGGGCUUGAAUUAAGUGCCAAUAAAAAACAAUUUAAGUGGCCUGUUAAUGAUACUGAGAAGAAAGCGAAAGAAACCGAAGAUGAUGAAGAAAGUAAUGAUGAAAUGUCUGCUCUUCAAACAAUUUUGGUCGUUCACAGUGCUGUUCUUGGUGUUGGAGUAAAAGCUGAUCAACGAAAUUUGGUACAUCUAACAAUAAAAGAUAGUUCCGGCGAUAAAACAAUUAUUGAUCAACCAAUUCUUUCAUUAUCACUUAAUAAAAAUGAUUCGAUUUCAGCAUUUAAUCUUCGAGUUUUAUUAACUGAAACAACUGAAGUGACAUUUAAAUUAGUUGAAGGUGAUGGUCCAGUACAUUUAAUAACAUCGAAAAUAAUUGAACCUCCAUUUGAUUUUGGUGGUUAUUCAUCAGAUGAUGAUGAAGAUCAAUUCGAAACAAUGAGUGGAACAAGUGAUGAUGAUAUUCAACAUAAUGCUGGUGAUAGAAAAAAUCAAAUGAUUUCAACAGGAAAAUCAUCAAAAAAAUCUAAAAAGCAGCAAAUAGGAUCGAUAAAUCCUAAUACGGCGAAUAACAAUUCAUCUGAGUUGCAACAACAAAAGAAAAAACGAAAAAAAGAUGACUAA